AAUACAACACAGGGAUCUAGAGCUCUGUCUCUUAUUUCCAUCGUCUGUUUUGCUCGCUUUUCUGAUACCUCACUGUGUCUUGGACAGAAAUGCAUCUCCUGGGCAUCACUGUGGCUUUGGGACUACUGGGGGGCAUAUGGGCUCAAAUAAAUUUGCUGCGGCCCGAGUGCGACUCCCCCGAGGCUGAGGAGGCUGCGCUGGUGGCUCGGGAUUACCUCAAUGCCCAACACACCCAUGGUUACAAGUAUGCCCUGAACAGGAUCGAAGAGAUCAAGAUCUACACUGUGCCUGAUGAAAAUAAUACACAUGUCCUGGAAAUUGAAUUGCUGGAGACAGACUGUCAUGUACUGGACCCAACACCUGUUGCCAACUGUACAGUCAGGCCCAAACAUCUUACGGCGAUUGAAGGGGAUUGUGAUGUGGAGCUCAAGAAGGUUGCUGGUGUUCUAACGGUCACAGCAUUCACAUGUAAAACAGAAGAAUCAACAGAGGACAUGUGUCUUGGCUGCUCUACUCUCCUUCCUCUGAACCACACGCAAGGACUGAACUUUGUUCAAGCUUCACUGACAAAACUCAACAAUGUGACACAGAAUUUAACGUAUGCCCUUUUGGAGGUUGGAAGGAUGUCUACACAGGUUGUGGCUGGUGGGCAGAGGUACAUAACUGAAUUUGUUAUAAUUGAGGCCAGUUGUGUCAAUGACACCUGUGUGCCCCUGAAUGACACUAUGGCUCUUGACUUUUUCCAGGCACGUGGAAUUUGUACUUCUGAAGGUAUAAACGAUCCCAGUGUGAACUGCAAGAUGUUUUCCACUAUGAUGCCAAUUGUGGAUGCCAACACCACAGGGCCUGCCUUGCCACCACAGGUUCACGUCCACCUGGGUAGUGUUUCUCACAAGCACGGCUUUGGACACCACAAACUCACCGCUCACCACAACGCCUACACGAGUGGCUUAUUGUCAGGAGAAUCUUCAGAGUCUGAUGAAGUGGUCCCUGUUGCUCCUGCUCCAACUAUCCCUGCUGCUGAGCCUGCCAGUGCCUCUCCACCUGCUGGCGAUUCGUCAUCAGUUGCUUCAGCCAGCAUGGAGGUCCCAAUCACUGUGGUGAAGAGAGAGGCACCUAUUGUAGCCAGUGCUUCUGCAGCUCAAAAAGAUCAUGUUGCUCCAGUGCAAGUGUGCCCAGGAAGGAUCAGAUUCUUCUAAAUGUCUUAAGCUCCUAAAGACUCAGUUGUUUCAACUACACUGGUACUAGAGGAAAUACUGCAAGUGUCUCGAUAUAUCCCAUGAGUCUUAGGUUAGGAAUGGCAUUUAAAGCAAAGCAAACAUUGGAAAAAGCUUAGAUUACUAGAAAUUAGAUUUGCAUGCAACUGUUUAAUAAAAAGAUUAAUCCUUGUUUUUAA
Messenger RNA from Girardinichthys multiradiatus, 1396 nucleotides. RefSeq names its product alpha-2-HS-glycoprotein-like. The transcript is spliced from 7 exons. The coding region runs from base 90 to 1199 and encodes 369 amino acids. Gene Ontology annotation, molecular function: cysteine-type endopeptidase inhibitor activity. Gene Ontology annotation, biological process: negative regulation of endopeptidase activity. Gene Ontology annotation, cellular component: extracellular matrix; extracellular region; blood microparticle. The record is from RefSeq and is a predicted model, not a curated record. NCBI's taxonomy places the organism in Eukaryota, Metazoa, Chordata, Actinopteri, Cyprinodontiformes, Goodeidae.